Molecule: messenger RNA, 798 nt
Organism: Plasmodium yoelii
Lineage: Eukaryota; Apicomplexa; Aconoidasida; Haemosporida; Plasmodiidae
Product: fam-a protein
Exons: 6
Coding region: 1-798 (265 amino acids)
Source: RefSeq, a predicted model, not a curated record
AUGAAUAACUUUUAUGUUCAAAUUUUUUUUUUUCUUUUAAGCAUCUCCCUAUAUGUGAAUAAUAAAACCCUUGCAACUGAUCCUGCUCCAGGAAAAUCUACAACACUCGAAUCAAAAUAUAAUUAUCUUACUCCAAAAGAAAUAUAUGAAAAAAACGAGCACCUAUUAUGUACUGAUCCAGAAGAAACUAUAAAAGCAGAUGAAGUUAUGAACGAAGCUUUAAGACAAUUAGAAUAUCAUGCUGAAAAUGUAGAUGAUUAUGAAAUUUAUGAAAGAUAUGGUAAUAGUGCUUUUUUUUUAUUAAAAAAAGAAUGUAAUUCCGAUCUAGAUAUUAAAAAAAUGAAAUAUAUAGCCAGUAAAUCCUAUGAGUAUAAUGAACUAAUAGGCAUGUCAUGGGAUCCCGAUUAUGCCAAUUUUUUAAAUAAUGGCUUUUUGAAAAUUGUCCGUGUGUACAAUCCAAAUUUAGUAAUGGUACAACAACGUUACAAAGAUAAUUCUACGGACUGUCAGAAAUAUUUUUAUGCCUUAGCUGCAAAAUUUGAAAUAUCAAAAGAUAAAACUAUAAUUGUCAAGGCUUCAGCAGAUAUAAAUGAUCACGACCCUUCCAAUGAUAAAUAUCAAAACGAAAUCGUAAAAAGUGCAAAUUUAUUCAAAACUGAUAUUGAUUCUGAAGAUGAUAUUAGAAAUGGAAAAUUAGAAAAAACAUUUGUUAACCUAGCUGGAUACGUCAUUGAAAAUACAGGCGAUUGUGUUAAUAUCACCUAUGUCGAAUCUAUUAAUAAAUAUUGUACCAUUUAA